Messenger RNA from Daucus carota subsp. sativus, 3944 nucleotides. Its product is annotated as calcium-transporting ATPase, endoplasmic reticulum-type. The record is from RefSeq and is a predicted model, not a curated record. Bases 548 to 3730 code for a protein of 1060 amino acids. Gene Ontology annotation, cellular component: membrane. The transcript is spliced from 7 exons. Gene Ontology annotation, biological process: intracellular calcium ion homeostasis; calcium ion transmembrane transport. NCBI's taxonomy places the organism in Eukaryota, Viridiplantae, Streptophyta, Magnoliopsida, Apiales, Apiaceae. Gene Ontology annotation, molecular function: ATP hydrolysis activity; P-type calcium transporter activity; ATP binding.
AUACUGGGGCUCAGAUUUUGAAAAAGAAGAAGGUACAAGUACUCUCUCCCUCUCUCUCUCCCUCUCCCUCUCUCUCGUCCACACACACACAACAACUACUGUUCUUGCUUCUUAUCUGCAGGGCUCGAGAUUUGCAGUUUGUUUACUUUGUUUUACCGCUGCUAUGUUACUACUACUUUUGUUAUCUGGGCUGCUAUUGUUUUGCUUGUUUUUAUCUUAUUCCUUUCCCAUUUCUACUGCUAAUAUUUACCGAAUAAUUAUUUAGGCCAUUUUUUUAUUAUGACAAAGUGGUUGCCCUGAAUUUAUCAAUAAUAAUGCUUUGUAGUUAGUUGGUAGUUGCCAUAAAUUUAUGAUCAUUCAACUUGUAGGGAAUGGUAUAACAGUCUUUAAGAGAAUUGCUUUAGGCAUUUAGUUUUUUGCUUUUUCAUUUCACUGUACUGGAGUUGGGAUUUUAGGGUAUGAGAAUUUAUGGCUUGAAGCCGCUUCGCUAGGAGUAGUUCCCUUUAAACUUUGUUCUAGGUAUUCGGAAUGUGUUUGAGGUCAUUUUAUGCUUUCAUUUAACCUCGGUAUGAAAGACGUGAUGGAUAAGCCGUUUCCUGCGUGGUCGUGGUCUGUUGAGGAAUGUUUGAAAGAAUACAAAGUAAAGAUUGACAAGGGUUUGAGUACUUAUGACGUUGACAAGCUGCGUGAGACGUAUGGAUGGAACGAGCUGAGGAAAGAAAAAGGGAAGCCCUUGUGGCAGCUGGUUUUGCAGCAAUUUGAUGAUAUGCUUGUAAAGAUUUUACUUGUUGCAGCCUUGAUCUCUUUCAUUUUGGCGUAUUUGCACGGGAAAGAAACUGGGAAUAAUGGAGUGCAAGCCUAUGUUGAACCUCUCGUGAUCAUCUUGAUCUUGGUCCUUAAUGCCAUUGUUGGAGUCUGGCAAGAGAAUAAAGCUGAGAAAGCUCUUGAGGCUUUAAAGGAGAUGCAAUGUGACUCUUGUAAAGUUUUAAGGGAUAGGUACUUAGUGCCCGAUUUACCCGCUAGAGAGCUUGUUCCUGGGGAUAUUGUUGAAUUGCAUGUGGGUGACAAAGUUCCAGCAGACAUGAGAGUUGCGGUUUUGAAAACUUCGACCUUAAGAGCUGAGCAGAGCUCCUUGACUGGGGAAGCUAUGCCUGUCCUGAAAGGAACCAAUACUGCACUCAUGGUUGACUGUGAAUUACAGGCCAAAGAAAAUAUGCUUUUUGCUGGAACAACAGUUGUUAAUGGAAGCUGCAUCUGCAUUACUGUGAACACAGGGAUGCUUACUGAAAUUGGCAAGAUACAGACACAAAUUUAUGAAGCUUCUCUGGAAGAGGGUGAUACUCCUUUGAAGAAGAAGCUUGAUGAGUUUGGGAAUAGGCUUACAACUGCUAUCGGUUUUGUUUGUCUUGCGGUAUGGGUUAUCAACUAUAAAUAUUUUCUCUAUUGGGAUUUAAUUAAUGGAUGGCCAACAAAUAUUCGAUUUUCUUUUGAGAAGUGCACAUAUUAUUUUAAAAUAGCAGUUGCCCUUGCAGUAGCUGCUAUACCAGAAGGACUUCCUGCUGUUAUUACAACUUGCUUAGCUUUAGGUACACGAAAAAUGGCACAGAAAAAUGCAAUUGUUAGAAAGCUACCAAGUGUGGAGACCUUAGGAUGUACAACUGUAAUCUGUUCUGAUAAAACAGGGACACUGACAACGAAUCAGAUGUCGGUGAUGGAAUUUAUUGUAUUAGGACUGAACAGCACCGCUUGUCAGAUAUUCCAUGUUAAUGGCACAACUUAUGAUCCUAAGGAUGGAGGAAUUGUCGACUGGAAAUGCUACAAUAUGGAUGCUAACUUGCAAUCCAUGGCGAAGAUAUGUGCUGUCUGCAAUGAUGCUGGUGUUUUUUGCAAUGGCCGUCUUUUUCAUACGACAGGUUUACCUACUGAGGCAGCUCUUAAGGUCUUGGUUGAAAAGAUGGGUGUUCCAGAUAUUAAAGCAAGGAACAGAAUCCGUGAUUCUAAGAUUACGGCUAAUUAUCUUAUUGACCAUGAGGCUGUGAAGUUAGGCUGUUGUGAAUGGUGGACAAAAAGGUCAAAGAGAGUUGCCACACUUGAGUUUGAUCGCGCUCGCAAAUCGAUGAGUGUUAUUGCCAGGGAGUCAACAGGACAUAACCGCCUUCUUGUUAAGGGUGCUGUUGAGAGUUUACUAGAGCGCAGUUCACACGUGCAACUUGCAGAUGGAUCUGUUGUUCUGCUGGAUGAACCUUGUAGGCAACUAUUGCAGUUUAGACAAUUGGAGAUGAGUUCAAAAGGAUUGCGAUGCUUGGGUAUGGCUUAUAAAGAUGAGUUGGGUGAGUUUUCGGACUACUAUGCUGAAACUCAUCCUGCUCAUAAGAAGUUGCUGGAUCCAGCUUGUUACACUUCAAUUGAAAGUGAUUUGGUUUUUGUUGGGAUGGUUGGUAUACGGGACCCUCCUCGUGAUGAAGUUCAUAAAGCAAUUGAUGAUUGUAGAGAAGCUGGGAUUAAAGUUAUGGUGAUAACUGGUGAUAAUAAGACCACUGCUGAAGCCAUCUGUAGGGAAAUUCGAUUGUUUUCUGAUGGAGACGAUCUUAAAAGGAUAAGCUUUACUGGUAAAGAGUUCAUGGCACUGUCUGCUUCUCAACAAAGAGAAAUACUAUCAAGUUCCGGGGCAAAGGUUUUCUCUCGUGCUGAACCUAAACACAAGCAGGAAAUUGUUAGAAUUUUAAAAGAGAUGGGUGAUGUUGUUGCUAUGACUGGGGAUGGUGUCAAUGAUGCACCUGCACUGAAACUUGCUGAUAUUGGAAUUGCCAUGGGCAUUACUGGAACGGAGGUUGCAAAAGAAGCUUCAGAUAUGGUUCUGGCUGAUGAUAAUUUCAGUACCAUUGUUUCAGCUGUUGCUGAGGGGCGUUCAAUCUAUGACAACAUGAAAGCUUUCAUCAGAUACAUGAUAUCAUCAAAUAUUGGGGAAGUUAUAUCAAUCUUUUUGACUGCUGCGCUGGGGAUACCUGAGUGCUUAAUACCUGUGCAGCUCUUGUGGGUUAAUUUAGUCACUGAUGGACCUCCUGCAACAGCUCUUGGAUUUAAUCCCGCGGAUGUUAAUAUUAUGCGAAAACCACCACGGAAAAGCAAUGAUGCACUCAUAAACUCUUGGGUUCUCUUCCGUUAUUUGGUAGUAGGUUCUUAUGUUGGCAUUGCUACUGUUGGCAUUUUCAUUUUGUGGUACACCAGACCAUCAUUUCUGGGAAUAAAUCUUGUGGGUGAUGGGCACACACUUGUUGAGCUAUCACAACUUCGCAACUGGGGAGAGUGUCACUCAUGGUCGAAUUUCACUGUUACUCCUUUUACGCUUAGUGAUGGCCGCUUGAUUACUUUCUCUGAUCCAUGUGAUUACUUCUCUACUGGGAAAAUGAAGGCAAUGACUUUAUCACUCUCUGUACUGGUGGCCAUAGAAAUGUUUAACUCUCUAAAUGCCCUUUCUGAAGACAACAGUUUGAUAACCAUGCCACCAUGGAGAAACCAUUGGCUGCUAAUUGCCAUGUCUAUCUCAUUUGGGCUGCAUUGCUUAAUAUUAUAUGUUCCCUUCUUGGCAGAUGUGUUUGGUAUUGUUCCGUUGAGUCUACAUGAGUGGCGUCUGGUUAUAUUGGUAUCAGCACCUGUGAUUCUUAUUGAUGAACUGUUGAAGUUUGUGGGACGUAAUAGAAAAUGGAUAGCCAAAGUAAAGAAAGCAUGAAGCCUGAAACCUGGGUGUUUGAAUAGCUAGGAGGAAACUGUUACUGCUAUUUGUAUGUAGUUUUUUUAGUUGGUUACUUUUGGAUAAAUUAUUUAUGAGGGUUUUUUCCCCUCCCAAUUGGGGCUUUACCUUCACCUCAUAUGUGUGCAUGGUUUACGGGAUUCAUAACGACUUUGUAUUAUACACUACUAUAAGAUAUUAUGACACAUUUCUG